This is a messenger RNA of Sitophilus oryzae (rice weevil), 1887 nucleotides long. Its product is annotated as putative fatty acyl-CoA reductase CG5065. The transcript is spliced from 9 exons. Gene Ontology annotation, molecular function: alcohol-forming very long-chain fatty acyl-CoA reductase (NADP+) activity. The record is from RefSeq and is a predicted model, not a curated record. The coding region runs from base 227 to 1771 and encodes 514 amino acids. Gene Ontology annotation, biological process: long-chain fatty-acyl-CoA metabolic process. NCBI's taxonomy places the organism in Eukaryota, Metazoa, Arthropoda, Insecta, Coleoptera, Curculionidae. Gene Ontology annotation, cellular component: peroxisome.
AAAAUUAAUUAUUCAUUUUGCUUUUUUUAACAUACAUUUGUAAACUACAGAGGUUAAAAUAAUUUAUUUAUUCAGGUGCAUUGGAAAUAGACGGGUUUUAUUAGUACAUCCUCCGAACUAAUUUAUGUCGUGAUUUACAAUCUAUUGGCACCCAUUUACAUUUGUAUAUUCAAGUACGUUAAACAGAUCAUUUCAAACUAUAUUCGUAAAUAAACCUGCCGUCAAAAUGGACAAGAUAAAAAACGGGCCUAUAAGUGCAUAUUAUAAAGAUAAAAACAUUUUUAUAACGGGAGGGACAGGAUUUAUUGGAAAAGCCCUAAUAGAGAAACUAUUACGUAGUUGUCCAGGUGUGGGAAAUAUUUAUAUACUACUGAGAUCCAAAAAAGGGAUGAAUUUAGAAGAAAGAUGCCAAAAACUAUUUUCUAACCCGAUUUUUGACAAUUUGAAAAAUAGUAAUUCGGACGUAUUCUAUAAAGUUAUACCUGUUAGAGGCAAUGUUGCUGAGGCAAAUUUAGGUUUAUCCAGUUCUGAUAGGCAAAUUUUAAUAGAGAAAGUUAACGUAAUAUUUCAUGCAGCUGCUUCGGUAAGAUUUGAUGAUUUUAUCAAGGAUGCAAUAUUGACAAACCUACGAAGUGCACGAGACAUGGCCUUGUUAUCAUUGGAAAUGAAAAAUAUUGAAGUAUUCGUUCAUGUUUCUACAGCGUAUUGCAGCAUCACUGAAAAUAAGACUGUUCCCGAGAAAUUGCUUCCAGCUAGAGGCAACUGGAAAAAAGCUAUAUAUCUUGCCGAAAACGGAGAAGAAAAUAUAUUAAACACCUUCUCACAUAAAUUUAUUGGAGACUUUCCUAAUACUUACACUUAUACUAAACACUUAGCGGAGCAUUGCAUUAAUGAUCUACUAACUUCUAAGAUACCUACAGUAAUUGUAAGGCCCACUAUUGUUGUUGCUGCAAUAAAUGAACCACUAAGAGGUUGGAUAGACAAUUGGAACGGUAUCAACGGAUUAUGUGUUGGGGCAGGCUUUGGCGUUUUCAGAAUAGGUUUGGGAGAUCCUAAUAUCGGAUCAGAUUGCACACCAGUAGAUAAUGUUGUUAAAGUAUUGAUUUUAUCUGCUUGGAAUAGAGCCCAACGGAAAUCACUUGGAACUGUUGAAAUAAUGCAAUCAAGCGCUUACAACCAGAAGAAGUACAGUAUAAAGCAUUUUACAAAAAUAGCCAUGGACGCAGGUUAUGAAGUCCCUCUGGAUGUAAAAAUGUGGUAUCCAAAUAUAACAUUUACACAAUGUUGGACUUACUAUUAUAUUAAUGCAAUUUUAAUUCAUUUUAUGCCAGCAGUAUUACUUGAUUUAUUCCUAAAACUCUUUGGACACAAACCAUUCUUAUUCAAAAUACAGAGAAAAGUUUUUGUAUCAAAUAUCGCACUGAAUUACUUUAUGACUCAUGACUGGGAUUUCCUGAAUGAUAAUGCUAUGAAAUUAUUUAAUGAUGAUAUGCUAGGUUCAGAAAAGGAAGAGUUUAAGUUCCACAUGGUUAAAAAUGACAAGGAAACAUACGAUUACAUAAAGGACUCCUUUAGAACGACCAGAUGGGUUUUGUUGAAUAUGAGUAAAGAGAUUAAACCUAGAACAAUGGCAUUGAACAAAGGGCUUUAUUAUCUGGAUAAAUUAUGUAAAGGACUGUUCUACUUAGCCGUUAUUUGGUUUUUAUUUUUCAAACUUAAUAUCAUAACAAUUUGUUGGGAAUCCACUUUGAAGUACUGGAAGAAACUGUGAUAUCAAGAGUAAAUACUAUAUGCCGCUCUUGCAUGUAACUUGGUUAUUGUUAUUACGAUACUUUUAUAUAUGUUUAUUAGUUCAUGUUACAUCUUUUAUUACAAAUAAAAUAUAAA